UUGCCGAAUGCAAACCGAACGGAUUCGCUGGAAAAUGCUGCCGGGUUGAAGACAGUGCGUGUGAGCGAGAUAAAAGAUACUCGGGGCGAGCAACAGUGAAAAGCGUUUGAAGGGCCAUAGAUACAAGAUAAUGCCCCAUCGAGGAGUCGUCCUCCUCUCCGCCAACCGAUAUGUUGUGAAAAUCGCCCAGGGAAGCCAAAGCCAAAGUGAAAGUGUGUGAAAGGCAUUCGACAUUAAAAAAAAAAAAUGCGCACAUUUUAAAGUUCAAAAGUUGGCAGCAAAACAAUGCGGCAUAAAGAAAAGCAAACAAACAAGAAAAUAUGCGAAAAUUCUUCAGAUGUUGUUCUUUAAUGCAUACGAAAUACUCGAAAUAAAUUAUCAUCAGCCUAAUCAACAUCAGCGUUAUUAUCAGCAGCAGGCGGAGCAAGGAAAAUUCAGAGGAAAACUUUUUGCCGUGUAAGCGAUUCAGCCGCUUCCAAGUCGAAUGAGUGGAGCGUCGGCCGCCGGUGGCUCAGGUGGCCCGAGUGGAGUGGGCGGAGUGGGCGGUGGUGGUGGUGCCACCCACAUCUUCCGCUCGCUGUCGUCGGAGAGCCAGAAGCGGGAGUGGUCGAAGCGGCUCUCCCUGAGGGGAAUGCGCCAUGGAGCUCCCGGCGGAGCCCAGAGCCUCGCCAGCAGCAAGGAGGAGAGCAAACACAGAAAGUUCUUCAGCCGCUCGGCCUCUUUGCGUCAGGCGGGGAGUGGAGGCGUUGGCGGAGGAGGAGUUGGUGGCAGCCAGCAGUCCUCCAUGGAGUUGCAUGUUCCAGGAGGACGAGCAGGAGGUGGAGGGGGAGGGGGAGCCUCCUCGGGAGCGGGCUCACCGCAAACGCAAACGCAACCGUCGACGCCGAAGAAGUCCAACUGGGAGGUGAUCGAACAUUUCAAUACGAGUGCCAAGGGAGGCAAGGCCAUGGUUAGCAGCAGUUUGAUUGCGGCUGGAAUUACGCGCUGCAAUAUCGACGAAUCCAUGGACUCCACCAACUCGAGCUCCACCUGCCACAGCCCCAUGAUUUACCAACGUGACGAAACACAGCUGCUGCAACCAGGGGAUGGCAGUAAUGUGGAGGCCAACAAUCCGAUUCCGGGCGGCGGAGGAUCUGGACCGGGGAAUGGUCCUGUGAGCCCCAGCAUUUCGUUCUGGUUCCGUUUGAACCGCAUCAUCCUGCGCCUCUGCUCCACGCACCAGUUCAAGAAUCUCCAGGUGGAAAUGCUGUAUCAGCGGUAUUUUCUGCGAAUGAACCAGAGCAACACGACGCACAUUCUGGCGCUGCUUUUGGCCCUGAUUUUGGCCCUGUCCUGCACGCACUUGGUCUUCACAACGCUGCAGCUGCGGCGCAGCACCUCCCUGCUGCUGGAAAUCAGCGAAAUUCGGCUGGACGCAAAUUCGACCGCCGGCAACUUGACGACCACCUCCAUUAAGCCACCGGCAUCGGUGGGUCAAAUUGCCGAGGGCAGGAGCCUCCUUCCUGCACUGGCUUCCAAUUCCAGCGGCAGCAUUUGGGUGGCGAGCUCGCCGGGAGGCUCUGAUUUGAAAUCCGCCCAAAACCGCAAUUUCGAAGAUUUCGAAGCGGUUGGUAAUGGACAGCCGGAGCGGCAGUUUCGUCGGCAGAAGCGCAAACAUUAUCGACGUCUCCACAAACACCGCUACAAGCAAAAGCAACACCAACAACAUCAACAACAUCGCACCAGAUACAGGACGAGGGAGAAGCGGAAUCUGCAGGACAUUCAGUUGGUUAAGGGGGUUGGCAGCCAGCUGAUUGUUGACACUGCCCCCGAUGAUGUGUACACAAUUUCCCAGGAUGAUGACGACGACGAUGGUGAUGAUGAUGGAGGGCGCAGAGUCGACAGCAAACGCAUUACGUAUACGCCGCGUGUCCGCGACAACAAUCAAAUUUCGGUAGCGGAACGUGAUGAAGUGCUAAACACAUCGUCAAUCGAAGGACCUGCAGCCGAUAAUUCGGACCCUCCUCCGGACUAUGGCCACCUUAUAUCCCUGAUCCUGAUGCAGGUGGACGAGUCCGUGUUGGUCUUCCUCAUCGUCAUGCUAAUCUGCGGAAUUGUCUAUGCCUUCCUGCUGUGCAUCCUCUCCAAGCCGGCCAUGAACGAGAUCUUCCUGGUGCUCGUGUCCUACGUCAUUUUGGGCACCUUUCUCGCCAUCGAAGUGGCCGUCAGCUACGCCAUGAAACCCAGCAAGUCCUUCAAUGGCAGCGCCUGCUGCAUCGUGCUCAUCUACAUGACCUACACGAUGCUGCCCCUCCGCCUCCGGGAGGCUCUGAUCGGCGGCGUCCUCCUGAGCGUCGUCCAUCUGUACACCUGUCUGAGGUUCGCAGCCGCGCGGGAUGAGAAUGAGGACGAGGUGGUGGAGGACCUGCAGUGGGAGGAGCUGCUCUGCACACUGGUGGCAAUGCUCCUGGCCAAUCUCACCGGGGUCUACACCCACUGGCCCAAGGAGAAGGCCCAGAGGAAGGCUUUCAUCGAGACGCGCCAAUGCAUCGAGGCCAGACUUAGAACACAGCGCGAAAAUCAACAACAGGAACGCUUGUUGCUGUCGGUGCUGCCGCGCCAUGUGGCCAUGGAGAUGAAGGACGACAUUGCGGGCCAGCCACGUGACACCCAGUUCCACAAGAUAUACAUCCAGCGGCACGAGAACGUCAGCAUCCUUUUUGCGGACAUUUGCGGUUUCACCAGCCUUUCGGAUCAGUGCACCGCCGAGGAAUUGGUGCGUCUGCUGAACGAGCUCUUCGCCCGCUUUGAUCGAUUGGCUGCGGAGCAUCAUUGUCUGCGCAUUAAGCUGCUGGGCGAUUGCUACUACUGCGUCUCCGGGCUGCCAGAACCCCGUCCGGAUCACGCCCAUUGUGCCGUCGAAAUGGGACUCGAUAUGAUUGACGCCAUCGCUCUUGUCCGCGAGGUGAUGGCCGUGAAUGUGAACAUGCGAGUUGGCAUCCAUACUGGCCGAGUGCACUGCGGCGUUUUGGGCCUGGUCAAGUGGCAGUUCGACGUUUGGUCCAAUGACGUCACUCUGGCCAACCACAUGGAAAGCGGUGGAAUCCCAGGUCGCGUUCACAUCACCAAGGAGACUCUAAAGUGUUUGGAUGGCGAUUACGAAGUGGAAGUUGGCAAGGGAAACGAACGCAAUUCGUAUCUCAAGGAUCAUCAGAUUGAAACGUAUCUUAUAGUGCCGGGGGAUAUAUACAGACCUCACAAGAAGUCCAGGAAUCGUCUGCAGGUGAAUGGGAAUAUUUCCAAGGAGCUGCGUAUGAUGGGUCAUGGAACCGCACAGAAACACACUUCCAAAUUCGGAUUUGGUGACAGUUCAGAAAGUACGAAGGAUCCCGAGGACGAGGUGAACGAGUAUCUAAUGCGAGCGAUCGAUGCCCGCAGCAUUGAUCAUCUGAGGGCCGAGCACUGUCAGUCCUUGCUGCUCUGCUUCAAGGAUAAUGGGCUGGAGAGAAAGUACGCCAGCGAACCGGAUCGCAUGUUGUGUGUGUACUUCUACUGCAGUCUGUUGGUUUUGCUCGGCACCAGCAUAAUGCGGCUGGUGGUCUUCCAGAGCUCCCCACUGACUUUGGCCUUGUCCACUGGCGCUCUGUUUCUGCUCGGACUGCUGGUAUUUCUGGUGGCAUGUCAUAAAAUCAACUUUCAGCUGCCAUCGGACAUCAAACGCUUCUCAUUGCGCAUUCAUAGCAAUCGCAGGAUAUCGCAGUUUUUCGCCUUCGCCAGCGUCGCCCUGAUUGUCCUUACCACUUUGUUGGCCAUGUUCCAGGAGUCGGCCCGCCAACUGGAGUUGCUCCAGAGGAAGCGCUUCUGGCUGGACGUCAGCGGAAAUGCAAGUCUGAAUGCCGAGCAGCUCGACGCCGAGAUGUUUGCCCGCGAGGAACCCCGCUGUGAUUUCUACCUGGCCUACAAUACGUUCCUGCUACUGACGCUGCUCUCGAUGAUGAGCUGUGCCACCUACCAGGUCCUGCGGAUCCUGCUCAAGCUGCUGCUCCUGCUGCUGGCCUCCGGCAGCUACAUGGCCUGCUCCUCCUUCCUGUACUCGCGCAGCAGGGAAAUCAGCCAGGAGUUGGCGAAUGAGGAGGCCCUGCUGCGCUACAUAAUUGAUUCCAUCUUCCUUUUUGCAUUUAUGCUGGCCCUGAUCUUCCACAGCCACCAAACGGAGGCCACUUACCGCCUGGACUUCAUUUGGAAGCUCCAAGCCACGGAGGAAAAGGAGGAUAUGGAGCACCUGCAGGCUUAUAAUCGUAAACUGCUCGAAAACAUUUUGCCCGUUCACGUUGCCGAGCAUUUUCUGAGCCGCGAAAAGCACCUUGACGAUUUGUACCACGAGCAGUGCGACUCGGUGUGCAUCCUGUUCGCCAGCAUUCCGAACUUCUCCGAGUUCUACGUGGAACUGGAGGGCAACAACGAGGGCGUGGAGUGCCUGCGUCUGCUGAACGAGAUUAUCGCCGACUUCGACGAGCUGCUCAGCGAGGAGCGCUUCCGCUGCAUUGAGAAAAUCAAGAGCACGGGCGCCACUUACAUGGCGGCUUCCGGGUUGACGGCGAACACCUGCGACCGGGUGAACUUCACCCACGUGACCGCCAUGGCGGAGUACGCCCUCCAGCUGUUCGACAAGAUCGAGGAGGUCAACAUGCACUCCUUCAACAACUUUCGGAUGCGGAUAGGUAUAAACAUUGGUCCUGUGGUGGCUGGCGUGAUUGGAGCCUGCAAGCCGCAAUAUGACAUCUGGGGCAAUGCCGUCAACGUGGCAUCGCGAAUGGACUCCACAGGUCUCGUGGAUCACAUCCAGGUGACACAGGAGAUGCAGCAGAUUCUCGAGGGGCGUGGCUUUGAGCUCACCUGUAGAGGAAGUGUGGAUGUGAAGGGAAAGGGUUCCAUGAUCACCUACUUCCUGAAGGGUAAAAAACCCAUUGAAGCAAAGGAGGAUCUGGCCAAGAUUGAGAUCGAACCUCCCAAGACUUUACCUUUAACCAAGGAACCGGAGAAGUUAACUGGUGAAACGGAGAAGCAGAAGGAUCAGGCGAAGGAGGUUCACCUCGAGCAGGAGGAUGAUGACCUUUUGCCCUCCCCUGACAUCGAUAUGAACUCCAAUAUGCAGAAUCUGACGGCGCAGCGGAGGAAGUCCCUCUGCCGGCAGCACAACAUAUCCUCCUCCUUCGGAACCACGGUGAGCAGCUCCACGGGCAUCACGCCCAGCAUUUCCAACAGCUCCAGUGUGGUCACCAUUGGCGCAUUGCCCGCCAUCCUGCGAAGUGGCAAUCCCAAUCCGAAUCCCACGGAUAGUUGCUCGGAGUGCGGGGGAGGCAGCAAAUCCCUGGCCACGCCCACUGCUCCGCCAAGAACUCUGGUGGCGGAUCUGAAAGAUGAGAUAGCCAGGGAUGAGAAGAGCGGACUGAAGGACUCCAUUGAGAAUCUGGAGAUCCUGCUGAAGAACAACAUAAGUCUCUCCGAUUUGAGCAACAAACAGCAGCAGAAUCUGCGAGGUGAAGGCGGUAGUUCCACCACUACAACUCUCCGGAAAAGAGACACCAUCGUGAGCUUCAAUGUGACGGAGACGGUGACCACCACGGCCACCCCGUACUCCUCCUCCUCCGGCUCCUCGAACUCCUCGGCGCAGCCAAAAAAACGCCGUUCGGUGACCACCAUUGCAGCCAGUUUCACCACAGCGACCACCACUCGAUUGCUCUCCAAUGAGAGCCAGAGUUCCACGCAGACGGCGCCGGGAACCCUGGAGAGUGGCGGUGGCUCCGUGGCCGGGCAAUCCUCCACAGAGACCUCCUCGCAGGACUGGCAACCCCGGACAGCUUCGCUGGAACCCAAUCGCAGUCCCAUCAAGACCUCGCAGUCGAUGAGUCCCAUUGGCCAGCUGACCACGGAGGUGUUCGUUCUGCCCAACAGCCGGAGCAUGGUGCUCAUCAGCAGCUCCAAUGGAUCUGUUCCCGGUCUGGGAUCGGGGGGGAGGGGGAGCAGCCCGCGGGCAGGACUCCUGCAGGAUGUCAGCACGUAAGGGAUGCCUAGGCAGCCGUGUAAAUAUGUACAAUACGUAGCACUAAAGGCAAGGUUAAAGGUUAUUGUAAUGGUAAUGGUAAGGGUAAGUGGUAAUUGGUAAGUGGUUAGGGAUACAAGGAAAUAAUAUAGAAUAGCAGAUUGAUUGGGCUUGCCAACAUUCAUUAAAGUCGAACUUCUUUGGUUGGAGAUACAAUUUAUUGAGACUACAGAGAAACCCUUAAAAACAAUAACAAAAUAAAAAUGAUUCUUUAAAAGGUAAAUACCAAAAUUUAACCAUUAAUACGAAUUUUAAAAUAUGCUUAAAUACUUGCAGUUGAAAAUGUUUAAAGAAAAAGGUCUUUUUUAUACUCGAACAAUUUAGAAAUAUUAAUUAAUUUGACUUAUAAAAAAGCAAAAUAUAUGAAAGGUUACAACAUUUUUAAUUAAAAUAAUUCUGUGAAAUUUAUUAAAAUAAAAACCUCCGUUUUUUUAUCAACAUAAUUUUAUACUUUAUAAAUAUUCCUUUUAAGAAAUGUCCUGCUGCAGAAGUUCGACGGUACCCAUAGCUUUUCCCAACAUCCAUGAGAUCUCGCAUUUACUGUAGCUUUACAUGUUCCUCAGUUGGCGUUUCAGGGCACCGAAAACAAAGUAAUUUCCAUAUCACACUCAAAACUAAAGUACGAAAGCAACGUCUUGCACUUCAACUGGGUACCAAAAUAAAUCAUAUUAGAUCAUUUAGGCAUUCGAUAGGUUGUAAGUUGAGUUGGAAGAAUGUCCUGCGAAAGGAGUGUAGGUGUGUAAGGUUCCUAUGUGUGUGUUUGCAGUAGAGUGUAAAUUUAAACGGAAUAAGUGUGCAAAGAAAUCGAAUUUAAUGUUCAUCAUCUGAAAAACUAGCAAGUAUUUACAAAUUGUUAGGGAAUGCAGUUGAACAACUAAGUUCUUAAAACGAUUUUUAAGUUAUCAAGAGCCAUAUAAAUUGUAUUUAUGUUAUACAUAUAGUGAGUUACCAUUAUUUAGAUUAUAUUUUUAGCAGUUAAUAUUACCUUUUCCCAAAGAAAAGUCGUUACCAAAGAUAUCGAUUGCAUUCCUCUAACUAAAUUUUUCAUACCAGCUUAUGGACUUUCUUAAUGGAAAAAUAAAUAGGAUAUUUAUCCUUUCCUGACUGUCCAAAGCUGGUUCUCUUUCCUAACUAAAACCAAAAUCUGUCAAUUGAAGAGCAACAAGAAAACUAUUUUAAGUUGUUGCACUAACGAUAUUUACUAGCAAAUAAGUUUAAAUGAAAAAUGGGUAUCAAAUACGAGUAACGUUGAGUGUUAAAACAGUAUCGUUUAUAUGUAACGUUAAAUGUGUUUCAAUGUCUGUAUGUCUCAAUGUUGCUGAAAGCAUCAACACUAAAUAUAAAUAAAAUAUUAAAAUAGGUGCAACAUAUGUUAUGCAAACACGAAACGAAAAAACCAAAGAAAAACAAACAAAAUUCUCGCUGUGAUUUCUAUGAAGAAGAUGAAAAGAUGCAUAAAUUAUUUUAUAACCUUUUGUUACUUAGUUUUAACUCGCAAUUUUACGAACGCCUCUCGGCCACUUUGAAUAUGCCUACGAACUCUAAUUUAAUCGAAUGUGAAGUAUCCUAUACAGUUUAUAUGUAAGCAUACUAUAUGUAUUGAACUCGAUGUUGAUUAGCUUUGGUGUUCAGUUUCCAGUUGAUAAGGACAAAGAUAAACCCACUCAAUGUAAAUGUUUCGUUGUGCAGUCAACCAGAAAAGUAAUAAAACAAAUGUGUUAAUAAAUGGCGCUAUAAAUUUGAA
Molecule: messenger RNA, 7826 nt
Organism: Drosophila ficusphila
Lineage: Eukaryota; Metazoa; Arthropoda; Insecta; Diptera; Drosophilidae
Product: adenylate cyclase type 5
Exons: 29
Coding region: 485-6043 (1852 amino acids)
Biological process (GO): intracellular signal transduction; adenylate cyclase-activating G protein-coupled receptor signaling pathway; adenylate cyclase-inhibiting G protein-coupled receptor signaling pathway
Cellular component (GO): plasma membrane
Molecular function (GO): adenylate cyclase activity
Source: RefSeq, a predicted model, not a curated record